Aphanomyces astaci is the source of this 345-nucleotide messenger RNA. RefSeq lists its product as hypothetical. The record is from RefSeq and is a predicted model, not a curated record. The transcript has a single exon. NCBI's taxonomy places the organism in Eukaryota, Oomycota, Saprolegniomycetes, Saprolegniales, Verrucalvaceae. The coding region runs from base 1 to 345 and encodes 114 amino acids.
AUGGUGGCCGACGUGAUUGCGCACUGCCAUCUCCGCCACCAAUCCCCCCAAGACAUGCGAAGGGCGUUGGUUCCUGACUCCGUCGACCAUGACAACCAUGAGUGUUUUGUCGAGGCGGACGCUUUGCGACGUGUGCUCAGGCAAUUCGGACACCGCAUAACCCUCCACGAUAUGAACGUUUUGAUUCGUGCCAUGGACGUGCGCACGCGAGGCACGUGUGUGAGUCUGGUGGAUAUCCUGGCGAUUUUUGACACCCAACGGCAUCCACCUUCGGAGGACGAGACUACCCCCAACAAUCACCCCACUUCCAGUCGCCUCUUUAAAGCGGAUAGCUCCAUUUAUUGA